AUGUCGACGCUGCAUCCCGCGUUCCACCCACAAGGGAUUGACGCCUGCUCCGCUGGUGAGAUGGUCGCCUUUGGAUAUAUGCAGGACUUUGCCGUCAUUCCCAUCGUCAUUAUCCCGCUGUUGAUCUCUAGAAGACAGGGGAGAUGGGUGCUUUAUAUGCGCCGGCUGGCAUUUUUGUGCGUCUGUUUUCUGACUACCCAGACUAUCCGCUACAGUCGCUGUUCGCUGGGGAGUAACCUCGUCAUUGGGAUCUGGUCUGCGUAUCUCGCUAUCUGGAGCGGCGUGUUUUUGGUUUUUCGAGACUUUGAAGAGUGCUUUAUGCGAGUCGAGGAGCACGUCGUUAUGGAAGACAUCCAGCAGUCCCCCUGCAAAGACCAAACCUAUACUUCUUCAGCCGCCAUACAGCAUGAAGAACCUUCCACAAGAAAGCGACACCAGCAACCAACAUCCACAGCACCAGCAUCCCAGAAGGUGCAUCUCCUCCGCUGGCAAAAAUACCCAGACACUCUUCUCCACCGCUUCUUCUGGGUCCUCGACAUGCUCCUCAGUCUCAAAGGCGCCGGCUGGAACUGGGGGCCGUCAUCGCAAUCGCUGUCUCUGCCGAGACUCCUGCCAUCUCGAACCCUCGACGACAGGAAAAAUCCACUCCGCGCUCUGAUGCUUACCUCCUCGCUCAAAUCCCUAGCUCUAUACCUGCAAAUGCUCCUUCUUCAAGCUAUUGCCCUGAGAGACCCCUACUUUUGGGGUCCCUAUGCCCCGCCCUCUCAUCAGCCGGCUCUAGUACCACAGAGCGCCUUCCAGCGAGCUACUAGAGCAUGUCUAUCAGCAGCUAUGAUAUGGACUUCAAUGGCGCUUAUUGCUUCCUCGCUAGCUCUCGCUCAUACACUCAUCACAGCCUGCAUCCGCUCGUUCCGCAACAAGACAGGCACAGUAGCCCUCGAAUCCGCAUGGCUCUCACAUGCCGAUACUCUACUUCUCCCUGACACAGACACCGAAGCACGAUCACCACCCACCCCCCAAACCACAGCCACUCUAGAAUGGUUCUGGGGCUCCUUCUGGCACCAGACCUACAGACAAGGUCUGGUAGAGGCGUCGCGGUGGCUCUUAACACCACUGGCAAAAACACACAUAGACAGACGCUUUCGCACCACCGUCUUCCGCUUCUUGGUCUUCUCUCUGAGCGGUGCCAUCCAUUGGUGUGGGCUGUAUACCGGCUUGGUGCCGGGGGGUGGAUCCCCGUCGUGGCGGCCGGUUUUGUUCUUCGCGGUGCAGCCGGUGGGGAUGUUUGCUGUGGGGUGGUUGAGGGGGCUGUUGCUGUCGUCAGGGAGAAGUGAGAGGUUGUGGAGGGUCGUUGAUUUGGGGGUGACUUUUGCGUGGUUGGUGGGGACUGCGCCGUGGCUUUUGGAUGAGUUGGCGUGGACGGGGACUUGGGUGCUUGAUGUGCCGGGGUUGGGGGAUGUUGGGAGGAUGGUUGGGUUGGGGGGGUGA
Aspergillus campestris IBT 28561 is the source of this 1488-nucleotide messenger RNA. RefSeq lists its product as uncharacterized. Gene Ontology annotation, biological process: lipid metabolic process. The coding region runs from base 1 to 1488 and encodes 495 amino acids. The record is from RefSeq and is a predicted model, not a curated record. The transcript has a single exon. NCBI's taxonomy places the organism in Eukaryota, Fungi, Ascomycota, Eurotiomycetes, Eurotiales, Aspergillaceae.